AUGUCUCUCCUUGAUCAUUUCACUCCUAAUGUCUAUGUUCCCUUCAUUUUCUUUUAUGAAGCCAACAAAGCCUCCAAUAUCUCUAAAACAUCACAACUCUUGAAACAAUCUCUGUCAAAGACACUCUCUCUCUAUUAUCCCUUGGCUGGAAAGGCCAAUGACAAUCUCUCUAUUCAUUGUGAUGACCAGGGCGCUUGUUAUGCUGUGGCCUCAGCCAAUUGCUGUUUAAGUGAUUAUCUCAAGCAACCCAUUCUCUCAACACUCCUUAAAUUUUUACCAGAUGUUGCUCUUACUGUGUUAGCACCAGGAGAUCAUGUUCUUAGGGUUCAAGAAACUGUGUUUUCUUGUGGGGGUAUUGCCAUAGGCUUUCUUUAUACACACACUGUGUUUGAUGGGGGUGCUCUAGGUGCGUUCAUAAAAACUUGGGCUACAAUUGCUCGAGAAUCGAUUACUGAAGGAGCUGAUCUAUCUCCCAAUUUCAGUGCCUCAUCAAUUUUUCCACAAAUUAGUACUGAAUCUCCUCUGGAUUUAACUUUUCUGAAUAGCAUCCUUUCCAGGAAGGGAGAGUUUGUUGUAAGGAGAUUUGGGUUUGAUGGAUCCGUCAUAAGCAAUCUUAAGGCCAAAGCAGCAAGCUCAGGCGUGCAGAAACCGACCCGUGUAGAGGUGGUCUCUGCAGUCUUAUAUAAAUGUAUUAUGUCUGCUUUAGAGGCAAAAUCAGGUACCAAGAAAUCAGCUUUGGUAACAAAUGGAGUGAAUUUGAGGCGAAAGGCUGUGCCGCCAUUUUCAGAUAAUUGGGUGGGAAAUUUUGUUUGGUUAGUAGCCAUGGAAACCCAAGCUGAAGAUAAAGAGUUGUGUAAAUUUGUGCAUCGAAUGAGGGAAGCUUUAUCCCCAAUCAAUGGUGAGUUUGUGAAGAGCCUUCAAGGGGAAGGAGGGAAGGAGACAUUCUGUGCAUACUGGAAAGGAAGGCAGGAAUCAUUUUCCAAGGCUUUGGCCAAGGGAGUGGAACCUAUUGGAUUUAAUAGCUGGUGUAAUGCAGGCCUAUUUGAUGCUGAUUAUGGUUGGGGAAAGCCUUUGUGGGUUCCAGUUGUUACCUUUGCCAUAGCAUCUCCUCAAAUCUUUAUCCAGCUCACAGAUACCAGACAUGGUAAUGGAGUAGAAGCAUGGGUUGUAUUAGAUGUUGAAGCCAUGUCUCUGUUAGAGCAUGACAAGGAACUCCUCUCUUUAGCAUCAGUAGAUCCAAUUGUUCUCUGUCUCCCCAAUGGAAUCGAAGCAUGGGUGGUUCUUGAGGAAGAAAUCAUGACUCUGGUAGAGCAUGACAAGGAACUAAUCUCUUUAGCUUCAUUAUAUCCAAGUCAUCUGCAAAUCUCUUCAGUAAGAUCAAAUCUUUUAUCAACAAUGCCUUCUGUUGUUGUUUAUUAA
Molecule: messenger RNA, 1419 nt
Organism: Tripterygium wilfordii
Lineage: Eukaryota; Viridiplantae; Streptophyta; Magnoliopsida; Celastrales; Celastraceae
Product: stemmadenine O-acetyltransferase-like
Exons: 2
Coding region: 1-1419 (472 amino acids)
Source: RefSeq, a predicted model, not a curated record